This is a messenger RNA of Nomascus leucogenys (northern white-cheeked gibbon), 2748 nucleotides long. It is a transcript of the gene BANP, whose product is annotated as BTG3 associated nuclear protein. Gene Ontology annotation, biological process: protein localization to nucleus; negative regulation of protein catabolic process. The transcript has 14 exons. The record is from RefSeq and is a predicted model, not a curated record. Lineage: Eukaryota; Metazoa; Chordata; Mammalia; Primates; Hylobatidae. Gene Ontology annotation, molecular function: DNA binding. Bases 513 to 2123 code for a protein of 536 amino acids.
ACCCCAGGGGCCUCCGUGGCAGGAGCCUGUGACUGUCUUUGGUUAAAAUGUGCACGGAGUGUUAACUCCUAAGCUGCCAGCAGAUGGUGUGUCGAGACACUGCGAAGUCACAUGAACUUGAUUCCUGUUGUGAAAGAACCGCUCUGCAUCUUUGGCGUCUACACUUCGUCAACAACCAUCCAAUUUGAUUCAACAUUCUGGAUCGUCAGCGUCCACGGUGGAGCAGACUCCAGGACUCGCUGCUCCCGUGGGAGGUGUCUCUCUGGGGAAGGGGUCAGUGGUGGUGGAGGAUGGCGCAGUGCUCCAGUCGGAACCCACAGAUUGGCAGCUUACAGCGUGGGAGCUGUGGAAGGACAUAUGGAGCGGAGGCGGCCGAGGAGGUGAAAGGCUGAGAGGAGGCUGCAGUGAAACACCUGAGGAAGGCUGGGCAGAAUGGAGCGGGGGUGACCAAAAGCCAGCCCCGCUGUGAGUUGAACUCUUGCGUGUUGACUGGCCACUCUCCUGUGCUCUGGAUGAUGUCGGAACACGACCUGGCGGAUGUGGUUCAGAUUGCAGUGGAAGACCUGAGCCCUGACCACCCAGGUACAGAGCUGUGGGACAUUGUUUUGGAGAAUCAUGUAGUGACAGAUGAAGACGAACCUGCUUUGAAACGCCAGCGACUAGAAAUCAAUUGCCAGGAUCCGUCUAUAAAGUCAUUCCUGUAUUCCAUCAACCAGACAAUCUGCUUGCGGUUGGAUAGCAUUGAAGCCAAAUUGCAAGCCCUGGAGGCUACUUGUAAAUCCUUAGAAGAAAAGCUGGAUCUGGUCACGAACAAGCAGCACAGCCCCAUCCAGGUUCCCAUGGUGGCCGGCUCCCCUCUCGGGGCAACCCAGACGUGCAACAAAGUGCGAUGCGUCGUCCCCCAGACUACAGUAAUACUCAACAAUGAUCGGCAGAACGCCAUUGUAGCCAAGAUGGAAGACCCCUUGGGCAGCAGGGCACCGGAUUCCCUGGAAAAUGUCAUUAGCAACGCUGUGCCUGGGCGUCGGCAGAACACCAUUGUGGUGAAGGUGCCCGGCCAAGAAGACAGCCACCACGAAGACGGGGAGAGCGGCUCGGAGGCCAGCGACUCUGUGUCCAGCUGUGGACAGGCGGGCAGCCAGAGUAUUGGGAGCAACGUCACCCUCAUCACCCUGAACUCAGAAGAGGAUUACCCCAAUGGCACCUGGCUGGGUGACGAGAACAACCCCGAGAUGCGGGUGCGCUGCGCCAUCAUCCCCUCUGACAUGCUGCACAUCAGCACCAACUGCCGCACGGCCGAGAAGAUGGCACUCACGCUGCUGGACUACCUCUUCCACCGCGAGGUGCAGGCCGUGUCCAACCUCUCGGGGCAGGGCAAGCACGGGAAGAAGCAGCUGGACCCGCUCACCAUCUACGGCAUCCGGUGUCACCUUUUCUAUAAAUUUGGCAUCACAGAAUCCGACUGGUACCGAAUCAAGCAGAGCAUCGACUCCAAGUGCCGCACGGCGUGGCGGCGCAAGCAGCGGGGCCAGAGCCUGGCGGUCAAGAGCUUCUCACGGAGAACGCCCAACUCAUCCUCCUACUGCCCCUCAGAGCCGAUGAUGAGCACCCCACCUCCCGCCAGCGAGCUCCCGCAGCCACAGCCGCAGCCACAGGCCCUGCACUACGCACUGGCCAACGCGCAGCAGGUGCAGAUCCACCAGAUCGGAGAAGACGGACAGGUGCAAGUAAUCCCACAGGGACACCUCCACAUUGCCCAGGUGCCGCAGGGGGAGCAAGUCCAGAUCACGCAGGACAGCGAGGGCAACCUCCAGAUCCAUCACGUGGGGCAGGACGGUCAGCUUCUAGAGGCCACCCGCAUCCCCUGCCUCCUGGCCCCAUCCGUCUUCAAAGCCAGCAGUGGCCAGGUGCUGCAGGGUGCACAGCUGAUCGCCGUGGCCUCCUCGGACCCCGCGGCGGCAGGUGUGGAUGGAUCGCCACUCCAGGGCAGUGACAUCCAGGUUCAGUACGUGCAGCUGGCGCCGGUGAGUGACCACACGGCCGGGGCGCAGACGGCCGAAGCCCUGCAGCCCACGCUACAGCCGGAGAUGCAGCUCGAACACGGGGCCAUCCAGAUCCAGUGAGCGGUGCCCACAGCACCAGCAGCACCCGGCACCAGGAGCCCCUCGCCGGCUCCGUCUACCGCCCGGCCCCCGCGCGCCCUGUUCUCGCGGCCUCAGCACAGGCAGCGGCUGCACGUGUUCUGCUGAAGUGCGUCUGAAGGCUGCUGCCUCCGCGGGGAAGAGCAUCCUAUCAACUGAGAGAGCAGCCGCCGCCGCCAGCCGGAGACCCCUUUCGUUUGAGUCAUGCUGUUGUCGGAGGAGGAGGGGAGGCACAGUGCGGAGAGGGUCGCGUAUGCGCGGGAAAUCAAGAACUAUGAUAUUUUUCUGUUUAAACAGCUUUUUUUAAUUUGCUAUGGUGUUUAUAACAAAAAAGAAAAUUUGAAAAAAAAAAUCCCAGGGGAGUAGCAGGAGCCUUUUGCUGUGUGCUCUGUUCAGUAUCAUGAGACGGGAGCCCUUUGCUGUGUGCUCUGUCCAGUGUCAUGAGACGGGAGCCCUUUGCUGUGUGCUCUGUUCAGUGUCAGGAGGCAGGUGUUUGCAAAGCCAGCUCUCAGUUCCGAUGGGGUAUUGCUGACCUACUUUUCUAGGGGAAAUGCUCUCAAACACUGUAAUUAUGCAUUUCUAAUGAAAUAAAAUGUAUUUAUGACCA